AUGCUAGCUCAUCUUUCGAUUCCUGGGUUGAAGGAUGCUCUGAUUGAGUCUCCGACAACAUCAUAUCCUGGGAUUACGAUUAAGAAAGGCAAGGAUGAGGAGGACUCCAAGGAGCGGAUCAAACAGAUAGAGUACGAGAAGUCUGAGAAGGCUGAGAAGGCGACGAACAUGAUCAUCAUGAAUCUUGGAGAUCAUGAAACAUGGACGUGUGGAAGAGAUACCUUGACCAUUGAAGAUUUGACUAAUGUUGUUAAGCCAAAGGAGAUUGAGUUGAAGGAGGUGAAGGAAUCAAACACUUCACAGAGGUCUGGUGAGUCGAAUAUCACACGAGGAAGACCUGAUAAAAUAGAAAGCUUUAGAGGCAGUAACUUCAACAACAAAUCUAGGUCCAUGUCAAGGUCAAAGGUUCUGCUUGCAGACGACAGAGCAAUAUCAGUCCAAGGGAUUGGAUCCAUCCAGAUUAACACAAGAGGAGGAACCGUUAACAGGCUUGCCAAUGUCAAGCAAGACGGUGGAGAAGGGAAAACUUGUUUCUAUAAGAAGGGCAAGUUGGCUCUACGGGGAACAUUGUGUGGAAGUUUAUAUCUAAUGGAUGGAGAGAAAAUACUACCUUCAGCAAAUGUAGCUGUAGGAAAAGAUGACACAGUGUUCUGGCAUUGUCGACUUGCGCAUACAAGCAUGAGGAAUCUGAGGGUGUUGGUUGAGAAAGGAAUACUGGACAAGAAAAAGAUCAGUGAGAUGGACUUCUGCGAAAGGUGUGUCAUGGGUAAGAACAAAAGCCUCAGUUUCAAUGUUGGCAAACACAACGGUGAUAAAAUGGUAAGACAUAUGGAGAAAUUUUUGAUACCUUUGAAAAGAAAAACUCCACCAUCAUCAUCUCAAAGUGAUAUAGAUGAUUUGGAUUAUCUACCAUGGGAUCCUGCUGAUCGAAAAAGAAUAUCAGAAUAUCAUGCAAAUCAAAUAAACGAGGUGAUCCGAAAAUAUUUAACCAUAAGUCCUUGUCAACCCCGUGGUCAUAUUUUCAAACAAUCACUGAAAGGAGGUGUGUUGAGACGGUUUAAUCAUGCUUGGUUUGAUCAGUAUCAGAAUUGGUUAGAAUAUAGUGUGAAGAAAGAUGCAGCUUUCUGUCUAUGUUGUUACUUGUUCCGGGAUAAUGCUGGUAAAGGUGGAAGGAAUGAUGCAUGGACCAUUGAUGGUUUCUCUAGCUGGAACAAGCCCAAAAAUAUUUCAGAACAUAUAGGUGAUGUUAACAAUUUUCACAAUAAUGCAGUAAUGAAGUGUCAAAACUUGAUGAAAGAAGGCCAGUCUAUAAAGGAUGCUUUGCAUAAACAAGAUGAUAUUACGAAGAAUGAGUAUCGAAUCAGGUUAAAUGCUUCCAUUGAUGCUUCCAGAUUCUUGUUGAGACAAGGGUUACCUUUUCGUGGUCAUGAAGAGAAAGACGAAUCUGCUAAUAAUGGUAACUUUGUAGAACUCUUGAAAUACACUGCUGAGCAAAACAAAGUUGUGAGUAAGGUUGUAUUAGGAAAUGCUCCUGGAAACAAUCAGAUGACUUCUCCAAAGAUUCAGAAAGAUAUUGUGCAUUGUUUUGCGGAAGAGCUGGUCAAAAGUAUUAUUGAAGAAAUUGAUCAUGAUGUCUUCGGUUUGUUGGUGGAUGAGUCUGCUGAUGAUUCUUAUAAAGAACAGAUGGCAGUAGUGUUUCGUUUUGUUGACAAAAGUGGAAUAGUCAAAGAGAGAUUCAUAAGUCUUACUCAUGUAAGUGAUACAUCUUCAUCAACUUUGAAAUCUGCUAUUGAUUCUUUGUUUGCUAAGCAUGGAUUAAGCAUUACAAAACUAAGAGGACAAGGUUACGAGGGAGCAAGUAACAUGAAAGGUGAAUUCAAUGGGUUAAGGUCACUAAUCUCAAAGGAAAGCACAUCAGCAUAUUAUGUUCAUUGCUUUGCUCACCAGCUUCAAUUGGUUGUUGUGGCAGUUGCCAAAAAACAUUUUGAUGUUGGAGAUUUUUUUGAUAUGAUUUCUCUGUUGUUGAAUGAGGUGGGAGCUUCAUGCAAAAGGAAAGAUUUGCUCCGAGAAAGUCAAAAAGAAAUUAUUGAGAAAGAAGUUGAUGAUGUCACAAAUAGUUUGUCCCUGUCCCUGCAAAACAGAGAUCAAGAUAUCUUGAAUGCAAUGUCAUUGGUAAAAUCGACUAGAAACCAGCUGCAGAAAUUUAGAGAUGAUGGAUGGAGUUCUCUUAUGAUUAAGCUUCAAGAAUUCAAUGAUCGCUUUAACGAGGUGAACACUGAACUACUUAUUUGUGCUGUUUCUUUAUCUCCCAUUGAUUCGUUCUCUCAGUUUAACAAUUCAAGAUUGAUGAGGUUAGCAACGUUCUAUCCAUAUGACUUUAGUCAUGGAGAAUGCAUAUCUCUUGAGCAGCAGUUAGAUACCUAUAUUGAUAACAUUCGAAGUGACGACAGAUUUAUUCAUUUAGAAGAUCUUGGAGAACUUGCUCGUACUUUGGUGAAAACCCAAAAGUAUAUGUCAUUUCCUUUGGUUUAUAGGUUGCUGAAGUUGAUAUUGAUUUUGCCUGUUGCUACUGCAACUGUGGAGAGAAGUUUUUCAGCCAUGAAGAUUGUGAAGACAGAUCGACGAAAUCGGAUUGGAGAUCAUUUUUUAAAUGAUUGUUUGAUUUGUUUUAUCGAAAAGGAUGUAUUUAAAAAAAUCACAAAUGAAACUGUGAUGAAAAGGUUCCAGAACAUGAAAGAUCGUAGGAUUGUUUUGUAG
Brassica oleracea var. oleracea is the source of this 2757-nucleotide messenger RNA. RefSeq lists its product as uncharacterized. NCBI's taxonomy places the organism in Eukaryota, Viridiplantae, Streptophyta, Magnoliopsida, Brassicales, Brassicaceae. The transcript has 7 exons. The coding region runs from base 1 to 2757 and encodes 918 amino acids. Gene Ontology annotation, molecular function: protein dimerization activity. The record is from RefSeq and is a predicted model, not a curated record.